Molecule: messenger RNA, 3559 nt
Organism: Helianthus annuus (common sunflower)
Lineage: Eukaryota; Viridiplantae; Streptophyta; Magnoliopsida; Asterales; Asteraceae
Product: ETO1-like protein 1
Exons: 7
Coding region: 708-3374 (888 amino acids)
Biological process (GO): negative regulation of ethylene-activated signaling pathway
Molecular function (GO): protein binding
Source: RefSeq, a predicted model, not a curated record
UUGUACUCUUUGCUGUCACCAAUAAAUUCUUCUUCUUUUUUUAUGUUCCCACAACCCAACAACGAACAACAUCGCAUGAGCUUCAAUCUUUAUGUUUUCCAACGGGAAAAAAGAAAGAAAAAGGUGAAACUUUUCCUUUUUUACCAAAGAAAAGAAAAAAAAGAUAAAGAUUGAAUUUUUCUUCAGAUUCAUUCACUUUAAUCUUGUGGGAUUUGUUUGUUUAAAUCACUAGAUUAGUGGGUUUGUUUGUGGAUCUUUCUUUUUUCUAAUCAAGAGAUCUUGUGUAAUUAUUCUGGGUUUUUGGAAUUUUGGUGAUUUAAGCUCAGAUCAUCAUCAGAUUAAGAGAACCCAUUUGGAAAUUAGUAAUCUUUUGAGGGUUUGAUUGUUCUUGAUUCAUAUAUUUUGAUGAAUUUGAUGAAUUUUGCCAAAAACCCUAAUUGUUUUAGUGUGGAGAUCUGGGAUUUAUGUUAUUAUUAAGUUAAGAGAAACCCUUUUGAAAUUUUGGAAAUUUGGGAGUUUUUAGGGUUUGAAUGUUCUUGAUUUAUUCAAGAUUGUUUUGUUGUGGAGAUCUAAGAAAACCCAUUUGAAAUUAGGGAUUUUUUAGGGUUUGGAUGUUGUUGAUUUGUUAAAGUUGCAAACUUUGGGUCAAAAAAAACCCUAAUUUUGGUAUUGUGGGGAAUUGGGAUAUCUUUCAUUUGUUAUGCCCAAUGAGGACAUUCUUUCCAUCUGAAUCUUGUAAAGAAACACAUCUAAAUGCUCUGAAUCCACAAUCAUGGCUGCAAGUUGAAAGAGGAAAGCUUUCGAAAGUUUCGCCGCACUCGCCUUCUUCGCUAGAAACGCUAAUCAAAGUGCCCGAUCCGCCGAUUCUUCCAUUCUUUAAGCCUGUUGAUUACGUAGAAGUUUUAGCUCAAAUCCACAAAGAACUUGAAUCAUGCCCUCCACAUGAACGCACAAACCUCUAUUUAUUACAAUUUCAAGUCUUUAAAGGCCUCGGUGACAUUAAGUUAAUGAGAAGAAGCCUUAGAUUAGCUUGGCUCAAAGCAAGUACGGUUCAUGAACGGCUCGUUUUUGGGGCAUGGUUAAAAUAUGAAAAACGAGGUGAAGAACUUAUAUCGGAUUUACUCUCUUCGUGUGGUAAAUGUUCUAAAGAGUUUGGGUUAAUAGAUAUUGGUUGCGAGUUCCCUUCGGUUGUAAACUCUAGUUUAGUUGAUGGCGCAGUCGUUGAUCAAAAGAAUAAUAUAUCGGGAACGGUUUCGUUUAAAAUCGGGGAUGAUAAAAUAACAUGCGAUAGACAAAAAAUGGCGACCCUUUCACCCCCUUUUCGUUCUAUGCUUAACGGGUGUUUUCUUGAAUCGGUAUCCGAAGACAUAGAUUUGUCGAAAAACGAUAUUUCAUCUGCGGGUAUGAAGGUGAUAAGUGAAUUUAGCUCAACCGGUAUUUUACCCGAUUUACCAACCGAUCUUUUACUAGAAAUCAUGGUGUUUUCGAGUAAAUUUUGUUGCGAGAAUCUUAAAGAUUCUUGUGAUCGGAAACUUGCAAAAUUUGUUUCAUCAAGAAACGAUGCGGUUGAACUUAUGGAAUACGCUCUCGAAGAGAAUUGCCCGGUUCUUGCUGCCUCGUGUUUGCAGAUUUUCCUUCAAGAACUCCCGGAUUCUCUUAACGAUGAGCGGGUUGUUGACUUGUUGACCAGUGUUAACAGUUUGCAUAGAUCUAUUAUGGUGGGGUCCGCUUCGUUUUCACUCUACUGUCUUUUAAGCCAGGUCGCGAUGGAUCUUGAUUCGGGAUCCGAUAAGUCCGCUCGUUUCUUGGAACAAUUAGUGGAUUCUACGGAAAAUAGUCGACAAAAGAUGGUGGCAUAUCAUAUGUUAGGAUGUGUGAAAUUAGCCAAGAAAGAAUAUGACGAAGCCGAACGAGUCUUCGAGGUUGCGUUGAGUGAAGGACACGUUUAUUCCGUCAUAGGUUUGACCAGAAUCGGUCAAAUUAAGGGCGGAAAGCUUGAAUCUUAUAACAAACUUAGCUCAGUUAUUUCGAAUUACACCCCACUCGGGUGGAUGUAUCAAGAACGAUCUUUAUACUGCGAAAAUAACGAAAAAAGAUGGGAAGAUCUCGAAAAAGCAACCGAAUUGGAUCCGACGUUAACGUACCCGUAUAUGUACCGUGCGGCUUCGUUAAUGAAGAAACAAAACGUUCAAGAUUCACUGGCGGAAAUCAACAAGAUUCUCGGUUUUAAACUUGCGGUUGAAUGUUUGGAAUUGAGGUUUUGUUUUUAUCUAGUUCUCGAAGAUUAUCAAUCGGCGAUUUGCGAUGUUCAGGCUAUUCUUACGAUUUCUCCUGAUUAUCGGAUGUUUGAAGGGCGGGUACCCGCAACGCAAUUUCAAACGUUAGUUCGUGAGCAUGUUCCAAAUUGGACGACCGCAGAUUACUGGUUACAGUUGUAUGAUCGGUGGUCCGCUGUUGAUGAUAUCGGGUCACUUUCGGUAAUUUAUCAAAUGCUCGAUUCUGAAACGGCUAAAGGCGUUUUAUAUUUUAGACAGUCUUUGCUUCUCCUCAGGUUAAAUUGUCCGGAAGCAGCGAUGCGGAGUUUACAACUGGCCCGUCAACAUGCGUCAAGCGAACAUGAACGUUUAGUUUACGAGGGUUGGAUAUUAUACGAUACGGGCCAUUGCGAUGAAGGGUUAAAGAAAGCCGAAGAAUCUAUUAGUUUGAAUAGAUCUUUUGAGGCCUUUUUUCUAAAAGCUUACGCUUUAGCGGAUUCUAGUCAAGAUCCGACCUGUUCUUCAACGGUUGUCGCACUUCUUCAAGAUGCCCUUAAAUGCCCUUCUGACAGGCUUCGCAAAGGCCAGGCGUUGAACAAUCUUGGAAGUGUUUACGUAGACUCAGGUAAACUAGACCUUGCAGCCGAUUGCUACAUUAACGCACUUAAAAUACGACACACGAGGGCCCACCAGGGGCUUGCUCGUGUCCAUUAUUUAAAAAACGACAAGGCAGCUGCCUAUGAAGAAAUGACAAAAUUGAUUGAAAAGGCUCGGAACAAUGCGUCCGCUUAUGAGAAACGAUCAGAGUAUUGUGAACGUGAACAGACGAAAAUAGAUCUUGAAAUGGUCACUCGUUUAGAUCCUCUUCGGGUUUACCCUUACAGAUACCGUGCAGCAGUCUUGAUGGACAACCACAAGGAGAAAGAAGCGAUCGCCGAGCUUUCAAGAGCGAUAGCGUUCAAAGCCGACUUGCAUUUACUGCAUUUGCGAGCAGCGUUUCAUGAACAUAUCGGGGAUGUAUCGGGUGCCAUGCGGGACUGUCGAGCCGCCCUCUCUUUCGACCCGAAUCAUCAAGAAAUGCUUGAACUCCGAAGCCGUGUAAACAGCCAAGAACCUUAAUUAUCCAAGAAUUUAGAAAAUUUAGAUGUGUUGCAAAUGUUUACUUACACAAAUGGUGAAGAAAAAAGAGAGAUUUUUGAGUUUGUGUAUGUAUGUUGCAAAUGUAACACUUGAUGGAUAUUGUAAGCAUUCAAGUUUGUGCAUUAACAUGUGUUGUUUUGUAUCUCUUUGGAUUCUUUUCUCCC